Messenger RNA from Populus nigra (black poplar), 2533 nucleotides. RefSeq names its product small ribosomal subunit protein uS19u-like. The transcript has 3 exons. Gene Ontology annotation, biological process: ribosomal small subunit assembly; translation. Gene Ontology annotation, cellular component: ribosome; cytosolic small ribosomal subunit. Lineage: Eukaryota; Viridiplantae; Streptophyta; Magnoliopsida; Malpighiales; Salicaceae. Bases 284 to 670 code for a protein of 128 amino acids. Gene Ontology annotation, molecular function: structural constituent of ribosome. The record is from RefSeq and is a predicted model, not a curated record.
CUGAAACGCAGAAGUUGUCCCUUCGGGGACAUCCGAUAAAAUUGGAACGAUACAGAGAAGAUUAGCAUGGCCCCUGCGCAAGGAUGACACGCACAAAUCGAGAAAUGGUCCAAAUUUUUUUUCUAAUCUCCGCUCCGCUUGCUUCAUUCAAUGUCUUCCUCUCUCAAUUUUUUUUUUUUUUAAUAUAAAUGUCUGGUGGGUGUGGAGACGGAAGUAACAGUAGCGAGAGGGUAGCCAAAGAAGAGAGGUUUCAAGAAGUUCAGUUUUAGAGGCCUUGAUUUAGAUGCUCUCCUUCACAUGUCCACCGAUGUACUUGUCAAGCUCUUUCCCGCCGGAGCGGGCUGCAGGGUUUUGGGUUUGUUGCAACGACGGGUUUCAAAGAGGUGUGAAGAGGAAGCCAAUGACAUCGAUCAAGAAAUUGCGUAUAGCUGGUAUGGUAUAUUUUGAGUAUAGUCUGUGGUCUCCUCUGUUUUUUGGUGGCUUGGAACAGAAAAGGGAAGCCCCAGAUGGGGAGAAGCCAGAGCCCUUGAGGACUCAUCUUAGAAAUAUGAUCAUUGUGCCCGAGAUGAUUGGCCAUUAUCUUUCUGAGUUCUCAAUUUCUUACAAGCUCGUUAUGCAUGGAAGACCUGGUAUUGGUGCAACGCGCUCUUUCAGGUCCAUUCCUCUCUAGUGAAACGGGGCAUUUACUUUGGGUGGAUGUGGAUUUUUCUGCACCUUUUUUCUUUCUCUAAUUAGGUUUUUGAUGAAUUGUUCUUGUGAACUUGUUAUGAUUACAUAAGCAUAUCCAGGGAAGCUAUGCGAUUGCAUUAGAAAUUAAAUUAUUAGUGAAAGCUGUUUCAAAUUACUCUUUUCAAACUCUCAUAUUUUAAUCGAGUGUUUGGAAAACAUGGUGAUUUUAAAAGAUUGGUCAGGACAAUGGCUAAACCCAAAAUCAGAAUUAGUUGGAUCAAACAAAUCGUGAGUUGACUUAUCAAGUGAUACAAAUUUAUCCGGAUUAACUUUUAAAACCGUUGGAAAAAAAACCUGGCCGUGGCUGAACUUCGGAUGACUGUCACCUUGGGUUGGAUUGAGUUUAAUAGCUAUGGUGUGCACGUUUUGGCUGAAGGACGUCCACCUAAAAUUUCCUCUUAUUAUAUCCAGCGAACCUGAGUUUUCAUCUCAAUAAAACUUGGCUUAUUGAACUAAAGAAAAGUGUAAAUUGAACUAAUCAAGAGUGGAAGCAAAGUUAAUAUUACUCGAAAUCAAGUUUAAAUUGGCUUUGUCCAUCCCAAGAAAUCGUCACUGGGAAACUCGAAUUCCAAUAUUAAAUAAAGGCAAUAAAAUGGUAUACGGAGCACAACUGAACAAUCUGUUGCUAAGGUGCCACCGGUGAGUUAUAAAUGCUAUCCUAAGGUUAGGGAUUGAUGAUUACCAUCCAGUCAAAUCGCAGCACCAUGCCCUCUUCAGUGUCUAGCCAUGUCUUUUUCAACCCAAUAUAGGUGUAAAGGAUGAAGGUAGAAUUGGAGAGUUGGUGAUAAGGUAAACAUUUGUAGACGGCUAAAAUGAGUGUGUGGUAAAGAGCCAUACAUUUUGUUCCCUAGGGCAAGGAAGUUCGGUUUCCAUGAUGAUAAUGGUGGUGACAGUUGUGGUGGAUGGUUGGGGUGGUGGUUGUGGUUUAUUUGAUGAUUGAAAAAUAUUAUUUAUUUAUUACUGUUUGUUUCAAAAAUAUUUGCUGUAAAACAAACACCUCCGAGUUGCCAAUAUGCUUGACGCACGGGGCCAAAAUUGCCAGGGUUUGGCACGAUUUAAAGGAAAAGUUGCUGUCAUUGCUCUAGGGCCUAGGCUAUGAUGGGUUGCUUUCCUUACUUUGGACUCCGUUUGAAAGCUGCCACUUUAGGACUUGCUGUGCAAAACAUUCUUUCUGACAAAGAUUUAGUGAUGCUCCUUGUGACUUGUGUUUCUGGGCUGGUUUCCUUCACAGAAGAGGGAGCUGCUCGUAUGAACUUAAACGAGAAAUAGAGAGCCAACUCAAUUAUUGUGCCCAAAGUGUGAAUAUGAAGAUUCCACAAGUUAUUUUACUUGUCUUUCACCUCCAUGAGGAAUUUGGCUGAGCAACAGGGAUGGUAUGCUGACCAGAUUAUAGGAGAUGACAUUCCCUACCUACUAUGAAUUCUUCUGCGUGCAUCUGAUAGGUUGCUCAACGUCUGUCGUGAUGAAAAAGCUCAAAGCAGCUCAGAGAGGUUUUCACGUUGCUUGAGACCAUAAGCUCCCCAAGUAGCCAUGAAAAUGAUGGCAGUCAGGGUUUGGAUAAGCAGGCGACCUGUUUGAAGCUGUGUUUGAUACCAGGAAAUUAUGGAAAAGCUUUUAACAUGCCACACUGUUGUUAAACAGGUGAAUAGGAUCCCUGGUUUUCUCUUUAUUUCACUGUAAAGUCAGGAGCAACUCUUCUUUUUAUUUCUCUGUAGAUGUCAAGGGAAUGCUUGUCACAGAUAAAACAGCAUGUAUUAAGUUAAUUACUUUAUAUAAAAAGAGCCGAAAAACGCUGACAUAUGAA